Messenger RNA from Aureobasidium subglaciale EXF-2481, 2715 nucleotides. RefSeq lists its product as uncharacterized. Bases 1 to 2715 code for a protein of 904 amino acids. Gene Ontology annotation, biological process: regulation of DNA-templated transcription; DNA-templated transcription. Gene Ontology annotation, molecular function: zinc ion binding; DNA binding; DNA-binding transcription factor activity, RNA polymerase II-specific. Lineage: Eukaryota; Fungi; Ascomycota; Dothideomycetes; Dothideales; Saccotheciaceae. The record is from RefSeq and is a predicted model, not a curated record. The transcript has 6 exons.
AUGGUAUUGCCUCAGACUGCCGAUGCUCAGAUGAUACCAGCGACCACACUCUUGUUCCAAUGCACCAUCUGUCAACGAGCAUUCUCCCGAGUAGACCAUCUCUCGCGGCAUGUGCGUACUCACACGCUUGAAAAGCCUUAUAGUUGCGAGUUUUGCGACAAGAAGUUUUCACGAGUGGAUCUUUUAAAGCGCCAUGCUUGUCGACAGGCUCCUUACGGCAAUUCUAGGACCUCCAAAUCUCAUCUUGGAGUGACUUAUCGAGUCGGUCAAGCAUGUAAAGCAUGUGCUGCUUCCAAAAUAAGAUGUACCGAUAGUAAGCCUUGUCAUCGCUGUGUGAACAAGAACAUCACCUGUGAGGUUGACUGUCCGGAAGAGCCGACACAUACUCCAAACCUCGAUACAGCUGGUAUAGCGAUACAAAACGUCCCACCGCAAACUUCGGAUUUGUCGACUCCGGGAGAACUCGAUCUGGCAUCCGUGGACAUUGAAACACAGCCUGCAUUGCACUCCGAAAGUUUACCGUCACUUGUCACUUCAUCCCAUACCGCAGCGGACUCUGUCGUACUCACACCCUCCCUAGACAGUCAUAGCACUAUGUCUUGUAGCUUCGCAGUGCCGGCCACACCAAACUUCGAUCUGAACGUUGCAGAGUCAAGCGAGACGUACGCAGACUUUCUGAAAUGCUUGCUUGAUAACGGUUCCUAUAACAACAUGUACCCACCGCUUAUGUCUGCGGAUGACUUUAGCGUUGGCUUUUGGGACGACUACCUUGAUGCGAACAUGAGCUUCCAGAGCAACGCUGAUGUUCAAGGUUCUGUAGCGCCGAUGAUUAUGAAUACAUCCACAACGCACACAGGUUCCCGGAACGGCAGUAAAGACAUAAACACACUUGAGCAAAAGGCUUUUCACGCAGCUGCAAAUGCUUUUGAGGAGUCCGGAUGGAAUUGGUCUCCUAGUUCUCAAGAUCAUCGAUCUGCAGACCAUGGCGGCCUCUCACUGCCACACGAUUGGGCCCGUCAGGAAAGCAUUCUCCAACCAGACGACGACUUCUUGGCAAAGCAAAUGCGACCGACAGAUCGUGAACGAGUCAUGGGACUCUUGUUGACUUAUUGCUCCAAACAACAUCUAGCAAGAAUGGUUUCAACCUUCCCAUCAAUUAGCGCUUUAAACGGUCUCGUUCAUCGCUUCCUUCGUUGUCAAAUUUCCAGUCAUGAGCCGUGGAUUCACAUUCCUAGUUUUGAUCUAACUACGAUACGCCCUGAGCUUUUGGCUGCCAUCCUGGCGCACGGAGCAUGUUCUACGCCUGUUGAAGUGAUAACAAGGCUUGGCUAUGCAAUGAUAGAUAUUGUUCGUACGGCCGUCAUUGAUAAUUGGUAUAGCGACAAUAGUCUGUCACGAGAUCUGCAGCUCUUGCAGUCGCUGCUGCUUACACUCAAUCUGGCGAUGUGGAGUGGCAAUAGAUGCAUGAUGGAGAUAGCAGAAUCCACCAUGGGUCCAAGCAUUACAAUCGUACGACGAGCUGGAUGGCUGCGGGAAGAUCUGUACCCGGUCAUCGAACUUCAAGCUUCUGAGGAAGGCAUGCAAUUACAUCAAAAGUGGACUGCUUGGAUACAACAAGAGUCGAGGAAACGGCUUUGCUAUCGCACAUUCUUGUUCGACGCUCGAGUGUCUUUGACACGGAUGACCAGUCCCACAAUGUCAUUCACAGAAAUGACAUUGCCAUAUCCUGAUAAGGCUGAGCUUUGGUCAGCUACCAAUGCAUUAGAAUGGAAAGCCCUUUACCUCGAGCAUUGUCAACACAAAACGCCCCGCUCGAGAGUAUCACUCGCCGAGGACAUGCGUGCGUUGAUUAGUGAAAGCAGUAUCCCAGUAGACUGUGAUACAGCAUGGCGCAACGAUGUCUUGCUGCACGGUUUGUGGAGGCUGAUCUGGGGUCAUCGCGAGGUGGAAGAUCUGUUACAAAUCUCGAGUCCCGAACACGACGAAUCAUCCUCCUCGCUCCCCUCACGCGGGGAAGGACUGGCAAAGAUUCUGAACAAACUCAGACUGGAAGUCGAGCUAGCAUCGACAAUGAAACCAAGCGACGUCACUGGAGAUGCGAUUAUGAUUCAAGAGUUCUUGAACAUGACACUACAUGCAUCCAUACAAUCACUACAGGCCUUCGCUGGUAAAGACGGCGUAGCAGCUGCGCAGCGAGUAUACCCCAUGCUAGAGGAAUGGACUCAGUCGAAAUCAGCAAGACGAGCUGUUUGGCACGCAGGCCAACUCAUCCGAGCGGCACAAGCAACCUCAACACGACCGAUACGAGAGUGGCGUGUGGUAGUUGUUUACCACGCCAGUCUAGUUUUCUGGGCCUACGGAAUAAUAAGCAGCAUACGUCAAAAGCGGGACGCGGUUUCAGAUACUGAUUCCCAAACCAAGGCCGCCGUAUGUCUAGACGGAGAACAAGAUACUAUGGUUCGACGCUUCAUCAACCUCGGAGAAGGCGAACCAUGUCUACUCAACCACUCGAGCUCUCCGGACGCAAGUCACGAUGACUCUUUUAUAUCCCAGAAAGUACCGUUGCGCAAGGCGAGCAAAAUCAUGCAGAUGACGGCCCAGAUCCUGACGGAGCAGGUGGCGGGAGAUUGCAGGAUAUCCCCACCGCUCACUGAGCGCUUUGCAAGACUGAUGAACGAGCUUGCUAGAUCUGCCAGAGCGAUAGGUCUGGGUUGA